Mycena citricolor is the source of this 1507-nucleotide messenger RNA. NCBI's taxonomy places the organism in Eukaryota, Fungi, Basidiomycota, Agaricomycetes, Agaricales, Mycenaceae. The record is from the annotation of a GenBank genome assembly.
GGGAGGAAGGAUGAGCGACGCGUCGAGCCGAUCCAGAAAUUUAGCAUGCCAUCGAUCAGAUUCGCGUCAACGGACGAUCGUUGCCGGCCUCGGCUAUCGAGGUCUCUCUUUACCCAUGGCCAUCACAGACCCCGCAGAGCUCGUGGAAGAGUCGGUCGCUCCCAAGCCUACAUAGGCUUGCUUAUACCCGGUCUCACCAUCACGUCGCACAGAAUAAAAAAGUCUGGCGAGUUUGACAAGUGGCGGCGCGAACUCAUCGCUAGUGCUCAACGCUCUACUGGAUAUGAUGCGUUCAAGACUCGUGUUGAAGAGAUCGCUCGUCAACGACUCGACUCCGGACAGCUCGCGAACACAUCGCAGAACAUGAUCGUCAAGGAGGUGAAUCGUUUCCCCAUCAUCGACCGCUUCGCUGGAGAAGUUCCCUUGCUUGCGGAUGAUCAGUUCAAAAUGGGAGUCCGCAGUUCUCUUGAACGCAUCCUCCGCAACGCCGAUCCAUCGCAAGGCAGCCCAGAAAAACACGAUGCUCCAUCCCAACCAUCACUCCCCCUUGCCGCCGAUGACCACCGCUCUUCUGACUCGUCGACUUUGAAUCCCGCUUCUGCGCCACAAGACGUUCAUAAGAAUCAUAACAGCCAAAUUGAUCCAUAAUUCACUGGCAAAGUAAAAUACAUACAAUUGCUUGGAUAUCAUAAAUAACCGACGCUCAUUUAAACAAGAAGGAAGGAAGCUCCCGAGUUUAUUCUGCUUGGAUGAGUUCCAACGCUUUCUCUGAGCGAGGCUUGAUUGAGCAGCGGAAGGGAACCGGAUGACUGCAAACAAGGUUGAGCACUUCAACUGAACGCCCGAAGCGUUUUCCGCGUCGUACCUGAUAGUUCCUGUUGUGUUCUUAUGUUCCGGCAAGACAACCUUGCCAUUCUCGACGCAUGCCGCGAUGUCGAACACUGCCAAAGACAUCGCACAUGUGAUGAAUAAUGAAGCGUCGGCGAGAUGCAUUCCCGGGCAGAUUCUACAGCGAGAUUUAGGGUCAAAUCUUCCCUAAUAGGAGAGCCUGGCAACCAACGCACCGACGGCCAAAGCCAAAAGAAAAGUUGCGCGGAUCGGGCUCUGCGGCCUUUUCCUUGGUAGCAAUGAAGCGUUCAGGCCUGAAGGCCGUUGGAUCGGGGUAAACUCGCGGGUCGUGUGUGAGUCGGUGGAUGUUCGUGAUGAUGAGAGCACCCUUAGGGAUGAAAUGCCCGUUGUACACAUCAUCACGCAUGGCGCGGUGGGGCACGCCCGUAGGAACGACUGAAUGCCAGCGGAGCACCUGUCCAACUGUCAGUUGGAUUGAGGAUAAAGGACGCGACGCACCUCUUUGACAAGAGCAUCUACAUAAGGCAGAUCAUCUCGGUCCCGAAAGGCCGGCAGUCUAUCCUGACCCACAACUUUGUCAAUUUCCUGCUGUGCCUUGAGGACCACAGUCGGAUUGAGUGCCAUAGCGAGAAAAAAGGCAUAGAUCGCAGACACUGUC